AUGGUUCGUCACAAGAAAGACCCUCGAAGCAAGAAGACCUUUGGCGUCCACCCCAAAGACGCAAGACGAGGCGGCCCCCCGCGGCAACCGAGGAACGACGGAGAUGAAGACACCGAAGAGCCAUCUACCGCCUCGGGCCGAACGAAGCCUGCCUUCAAGGCAGCCUGCUGGGAUCUCGGCCAUUGCGACCCGAAGCGCUGCUCCGGCAAGCGCCUGAUGAGGGCCGGCCUCAUGCGCGAGCUGCACCUGGGCCAGCGCCACAGCGGCGUCAUCAUCACGCCCAACGGGAAGCACACGCUCUCGCCUGCGGACCGCGAGCUCAUGGACAUGUACGGCGCCGCGGUAGUCGAGUGCAGCUGGGCGCGCACGGGCGAGGUGCAGUGGAACAAGGUCGGCGGGAAGUGCGAGCGCUUGCUGCCGUACCUGGUCGCGGCGAACACGGUCAACUACGGCAAGCCCUUGCGAUUGAACUGCGCCGAGGCCCUCGCGGCUGCGUUUGCGAUCUGUGGGCACCUAGACUGGGCGGAGCAGGUGCUCGAGCCCUUCAGCUACGGAGAGGCGUUCUUGAAGAUCAAUGCGAAGCUUUUGAGAAAAUAUGCCGAGUGCGAGGAUGAGCAGGCAAUCAAGAAGACAGAGAAGGAGUGGAUGGAGAGGUUGGAGAAGGAGUAUGCCGACAACAGAGAAGAGGGCUCAGACGAUGAUAUGUGGAAGAGUGGAAAUGUCAAUCGGCGUGUAAUGCCGGAUUCGGAUGAUGAGAGCGACGCUGAUGAGGAAGAAAGUGGCGAGGAAGGCGGAGCAAACAGCGAUGAAGUUGGCAGUGUGGACGGCAUAUACCUAGGCAAGAAGCCAGACCCAACACCGAAAGAAGCUGCCCGAGCAGAGAAGGAUCCAUUCGACAUAUCGGAUGACAGCGAAGAAGACGAGGAUGCUGCUAUGGAAGCAAUCCGGAAAAAGGUGCUGGCAUCAAAAUCAUUCGCCAACAUAGACGAUCCAGCAGACAAGAAAAGGCCAGAGACGAUCCCGAGACCCCCACAACCGCAUCAGAAGGUGAUAGUCGACCAAGACGCCGAACCGGAUUCUGAUAACGGCGACGAUGACGAUGACGAGUUUGAUAAUAUCAUCGCCGCUACGCCAAUGACGGAUAGGAUCGGACUUACCAAGCUGGAGAGGGAGAGAUCACAGGCUCAUAUAACGUCCAGAACAUUCACGUCGGGCGGCGUAUCUGCCCCAAAGAGGUGGUGA
Messenger RNA from Cryphonectria parasitica EP155, 1242 nucleotides. RefSeq names its product DUF367-domain-containing protein. Gene Ontology annotation, molecular function: rRNA small subunit aminocarboxypropyltransferase activity. Bases 1 to 1242 code for a protein of 413 amino acids. The record is from RefSeq and is a predicted model, not a curated record. Gene Ontology annotation, biological process: maturation of SSU-rRNA. The transcript has a single exon. NCBI's taxonomy places the organism in Eukaryota, Fungi, Ascomycota, Sordariomycetes, Diaporthales, Cryphonectriaceae.